Megalops cyprinoides (Indo-Pacific tarpon) is the source of this 1448-nucleotide messenger RNA. Its product is annotated as choline-phosphate cytidylyltransferase B-like. The record is from RefSeq and is a predicted model, not a curated record. The coding region runs from base 286 to 1380 and encodes 364 amino acids. Gene Ontology annotation, molecular function: choline-phosphate cytidylyltransferase activity; phosphatidylcholine binding. Gene Ontology annotation, biological process: CDP-choline pathway. Lineage: Eukaryota; Metazoa; Chordata; Actinopteri; Elopiformes; Megalopidae. The transcript has 8 exons.
AUAAAAAUUACACUCAGUAGAGUCCAUGAACAAGCAAAAUUUCAGUAUCGUUUCUGCAAUCGAGCAGACAAACGCACAGCGCGUGCCUGACCUACAUGAACUGAAGUAACCUUUGAUGCGCCUGCUUGGAAGAGACUAGUUAAGCUAUUAACCGAUUUGGCACGAACUUUACACACCCGCCUCUCUCAUCACCCGGGUCGGCAGAUUGUACAAACCGGCGUGCGCGCUGAAGUGCUCCCGGCGUUCCACUUGCAGACUGCCUUUCAGUCCUGCGCAGCAUCAGACAUGGUCGGUAGGAGACGGAACGGGUCUCGCGCGAACGGAGGCGCACAGACGAAGCCUCGGGGAAGAGCACCGCGACAGACUCUAAGGGAGCCAGCCAUUUUUGCGGGAGAGAAGAGCUGUGAAUGUCGCGCGCCUCAUGAGAAGCUGACCAUUACACAGGCCCGUCGUGGCACACCAGUGGACCGGCCGGUUCGAGUCUACGCUGACGGGAUCUUUGACCUCUUCCACUCGGGUCAUGCUCGUGCUCUGAUGCAGGCCAAGAACCUGUUUCCAAACACGUACCUGAUCGUAGGAGUGUGCAGCGACGAUCUCACGCACAGGUACAAGGGCUUCACCGUGAUGACGGAGGACGAGCGGUACGAGGCACUACGGCACUGCCGCUACGUGGACGAGGUUGUGCGCGACGCUCCCUGGACCCUCAGCCCUGAAUUCCUGGAGAAACAUAAGAUUGACUUUGUUGCGCAUGACGAUAUCCCAUACUCCUCGGCUGGAUCAGAGGAUGUUUAUAAACACAUCAAGGAAGCAGGAAUGUUUGUGCCCACUCAGCGGACAGACGGCAUUUCCACCUCUGACAUCAUCACUCGAAUCGUACGAGACUAUGAUGUCUACGCGCGGCGCAACCUACAGAGGGGCUACACUGCCAGGGAGCUCAACGUCAGCUUCAUCAACGAAAAGAAGUACAGGCUGCAGAACCAAGUGGACAGGAUGAAGGAGAAGGUGAAGACAGUGGAAGAGCGCUCCAAGCACUUUGUGUAUAAAGUAGAAGAGAAAAGCCAUGAUCUCAUCCUAAAGUGGGAAGAGAAAUCCCGCGAGUUCAUUGGGAACUUCCUGGAGCUGUUUGGGCCAGACGGAGCCUGGAAGCAGAUGUUUCAGGAGCGAAGCGGGAGGAUGCUGCAGGCCUUGUCGCCCUACCAGUCGCCCCAUCAGUCGCCCCGCGGGACACCCAGCAGCAGCCCCACACGGGAACGCUCCCCGUCCCGCUCCCCGUCACCUACCCGCCGCUGGCCCUUCAGCAAGCCCUCUCCGCCCUCCUCUCCCAAGGGUGCCUCAGCCUCUAUCAGCAGCAUGAGUGAGGGGGAUGAGGAUGAGAAGUAGGGCCACACACCACACAAACAAUAUACGCACACAUACAAAAACACACAAACAUACAGACACAAAGACAC